Messenger RNA from Scomber scombrus (Atlantic mackerel), 1938 nucleotides. RefSeq names its product collagen alpha-1(XXI) chain-like. The record is from RefSeq and is a predicted model, not a curated record. NCBI's taxonomy places the organism in Eukaryota, Metazoa, Chordata, Actinopteri, Scombriformes, Scombridae. The coding region runs from base 1 to 1938 and encodes 645 amino acids. The transcript has 21 exons.
AUGUUGCUGUGGUCUGUAUGGACUACGAUAUUGCUACUGACCCCGCUGGAUGCUGCGGAGGAGGCGGAUGAUGUCCGAGCAGGCUGCAGCACAGCAGUAAAUGACCUAGUCUAUAUUAUUGAUGGCUCAUGGAGUGUUGGCGUCCAUGACUUCGAGAUAGCCAAGCAGUGGCUUAUCAACAUCACCAGCCAGUUUGAUAUCAGUCCCCACUACACACAGGUGGCUGUGAUCCAGUACAGUGACACUCCUCGUCUGGAGUUUCCUCUGGGGAAGAAACAGGGUGAAUCAGACCUCAUCCAGGCAUUACGAAGCAUCACCUAUCUGGGAGGAAACACACAGACGGGCAGAGCCAUCAAGUUUGCUGUGGACCAUGUCUUCCCCUCUUCCCAGCGAGCCAGCCAAGUUAAGAAUCGCAUUGCUGUGGUGGUCACUGAUGGCAAAUCUCAGGAUGACGUGGUGGAUGCCAGUGUGGAGGCACGAGCUGAGGGCAUUACAUUAUUUGCUGUCGGAGUUGGCAGUGAGAUCACCACCUCGGAGCUGGUAUCCAUCGCCAACAGACCAUCCUCCACCUACGUCCUGUAUGCUGAAGAUUACACCAACAUUGACCGUAUCAGGGACUCCAUGGAGCAGAAACUCUGUCAAGAGUCGGUGUGUCCAACGCGAAUCCCGGUGGCAUCUCGGGAUGAGAAAGGCUUUGAGCUGAUGGUGGGCAUGAACAUUCAGAAGAAGGCCAAGAAGAUCCCUGGCUCCCUGGUGUCUGAGGCAGCCUUCUCCCUUACUGCCUCCACAGACAUUACUGAAAAUACCAGGGACAUUUUCCCAGAAGGCCUUCCUCCAUCCUAUGCAUUCGUAGCCACCCUACGUCUAAAGCGGUCUUCUAGCAAAUUGACCUUUGACCUUUGGAGGGUGCUGUCUAAGGAUAAGGAGAUCCAAGCUGCAGUGACACUGGGUGAAAAAGACAAAAGUGUCACCUUCACAACCACUAGUAUAACAAACACCAACCAGAAAGUCAUCUUUAAAAGCAACCUUGAGAGUCUGUUUGAUGGAAAAUGGCAUCAGCUCAAACUCGUAGUGAGGCCUCACCAGGUCACCAGUUUUCUUGACGAUCAAAUGAUCCAGGAAGUAGCGUUGGAGCCAGUGGAGCCCAUUUACAUCAACGGGGAGACACAGGUGGCUAAGAGGCGAAGCACAGACUUCACAGUGCCUGUGGACAUUCAGAAGCUGCGUCUGUACUGUGAUCCUAAUCAGAGUGAGAGAGAGACAGCUUGUGAGAUCUACUCUGUGUGUUCUCUGAAUCGAACAGCCUCAGAGGAUGAGGACGACUGCAGCUGUGUAGUUGGACCACCAGGGCAGCGUGGCCUGCCAGGACGCAUGGGUUUCCGGGGGGAAAAAGGGAGAGAAGGACCACCAGGACCUGAUGGUAAGCCUGGUAAAGAUGGGAAACCUAGUGAAUCCGGCCCUCCUGGAUUACCAGGCGAGAAGGGUGAAGAUGGCCUAGCAGGACCAAAAGGGGCACCUGGUGUUAAAGGGGAUAAGGGAGAAAGAGGGGAGCCAGGUUUUCUGGGAGAACCAGGACCCCCAGGACCCAAGAGUAUUGCAACAAAUUCCAGGGCCUUCCUGGUGAGGGGGGCGAGCCUGGACCCUCAGGAGAAGCUGGAUCAGUGGGGGCGCCAGGACUACCGGGCAUCAGAGGACUGGCUGGGACACCAGGACAAAAGGGAUAUCCUGGGCCGACUGGUGCUGCUGGUGCUCAAGGUGCUCCGGGAAAGUGUGGCGAUCCAGGGGGAGCUGGUGCUUGUGGUCCACCAGGACAAGAGGGACCAGCAGGAGAGCCAGGUUUUCCAGGGCUUCAGGGUUCCAUGGGGCUUCCGGGGUUCAAAGGCCAUAAGGGGGAACGCGGCAGAGAUGGAGAAUCAGGGACUCCUGGUGUACCUGUAA